AUGUCUGAUCAUAGUCCUUUACUGUUAAUGGAAGAUGAGAGAGAUAGGGGCCCCAGACCCUUUAGGUAUAUAAAUGCUUGGACUUUACAUCCAAAAUUCUUACCUUUUGUGGAAAAAUGGUGGAGAGAGCAUCAGGUGGAGGGAUGGGCUGGGUUUAGGCUAUUCCAGAAACUGAAAGAGUUGAAAAUAACACUUAAACAGUGGAAUAGUGAAGUUUUUGGCAAUAUAAAUACUAAGUUGAAGAAGGUAGAUGAUGAGCUUCAUAUGUUUGACUUAUUAGCAGAGGAAAGAGAGCUGGAAGAGGCAGAAAAACCAAGAAGAAGAGAGGCCAGAGUUGAAGCUUACAGUUUAACUAGAAUGGUGGAAUGGUUGUGGCUUCAAAAAUCAAGGCUCAACUGGAAUUUUAAUGAGUUUUCUGAGGCAGAGGUCUGGGGAGCUGUUAAGGGCUGUGAUGAGAAUAGGGCUCCAGGCCCAGAUGGGCUUAACUUGGCGUGCUUUCAGAAAUUAUGGAAGGUAAUGAAGUCUGAUGUGCUGAAUUUUUUGUCUGAAUUUCAUAAGAACUGUAAGUUGGUUAAAGGAAUUAACAGCUCUUUCAUCACUUUGGUGCCUAAAAAGGAGAAUCCAGUGGGGUUGGCUGACUAUAGACCUAUCACUUUUAUUGGAGAAAGGAACAUUCUGGAUGGUGUUUUGGUGGCUAAUGAGGUUGUUGAUAGUUGGAAGAAGUCUAGAAAGAAAGGCUUGAUCAUUAAGUUAGAUUUUGAGAAAGCUUAUGACUCACUGAACUGGGAGUUCCUGCUCUCCAUGAUGGUUAAUUUUGGGUUUGGAGGAAAAUGGGUUGAGUGGAUUGCGGUAUGUGUUACCUCAGCUAAACUAUCUGUGCUUGUUAAUGGCUCUCCAACUAAGGAAUUCAGUCCACAGAGAGGGCUAAGUCAAGGGGAUUCCUUGUCCCCAUUUCUGUUCAUCAUAGCUGCAAAGUGUUUCAGCAUUUUGAUGUCUAGAGCUUUGGAUCUGGGGCUGAUAAAGGGGGUGAAGAUUGGCUCUAAUGGGUUAGUUCUUACUUAUCUUCAAUUUGUAGAUGAUUCUCUGUUAUUGUGUGAAGCUGAUGCACUGGAGUACCUUGGUUUACCGCUGGGAGCUAACCCAAGUAGGAAAGCAACUUGGAGACCUGUAUUUGACAAAUUUAGAAGUAAACUAGCUGGUUGGAAAAGGAAACUUUUGUCAUUUGCUGGGAGACUCACUUUGAUUAAAUAUGUCCUUUCCUCUCUGCCUCUUUAUUACCUGUCAAUGUUUAAGUUGCCUCAGGGGGUUACCAGAGAUUUAGACAAGCUUCAAGCUUCGUUUCUCUGGAGUGAAUCUGAAUUGAAGAAGAUGGUCCACUUAGUAAAAUGGAAGGAAGUAGCUAAACCUGUUGACCAAGGGGGCAUGGGGGUUAGGAGAGUUAAGGAGGUUAACAAAUGCCUUAUGUUGAAAUGGUGGUGA
This is a messenger RNA of Camellia sinensis, 1479 nucleotides long. NCBI's taxonomy places the organism in Eukaryota, Viridiplantae, Streptophyta, Magnoliopsida, Ericales, Theaceae. The record is from RefSeq and is a predicted model, not a curated record.